Molecule: messenger RNA, 2849 nt
Organism: Erpetoichthys calabaricus (reedfish)
Lineage: Eukaryota; Metazoa; Chordata; Cladistia; Polypteriformes; Polypteridae
Gene: usp1
Product: ubiquitin specific peptidase 1
Exons: 9
Coding region: 191-2554 (787 amino acids)
Biological process (GO): protein deubiquitination; regulation of DNA repair
Cellular component (GO): cytosol; nucleus
Molecular function (GO): cysteine-type deubiquitinase activity; cysteine-type endopeptidase activity
Source: RefSeq, a predicted model, not a curated record
CUGUCGGUGGAAAAAGCGCCAAGUCUACCAGUUACUAAGGAGAGGAAAGGCUUGUGAUUUUGUUGUUUGGUGGAAGCCGGACUGUUUAACUUUACAAACGAACAGAAAUGCAAUGGAUUACUGCAUAAAAAUGGCAGUAUAAGGUGCUUGCAACUCUGUGAAGCAGAAACUGAACAGAAAAAAGUGCAGAAUGCCUGGCCUUAUGCAGAGUGAUGCCAAUGGAGCCUCAAAGGCCAAACCUGUCAAGAACAGAUUGUCCCUGAAGUUCUUUCAGAAAAAAGAAACUAAAAGGACGCUUGAUCUCUCAGACUCUCAAGAGGAGGAACACAAACCUUCAGAAUCAGUUAUUGCUGAAAGCUCUGACCAGGUUGUUCCUGCACCGCCUCCCCCAACAUCUCCUCAUACUUACGAAAAGAGGGAAAAUCUUGUUCCUUUUGUUGGACUAAAUAACCUUGGAAAUACUUGCUAUCUUAACAGUAUUUUACAGGUUUUAUACUACUGUCCUGGGUUCAAAGCGGGGAUUGCUCACUUACAUAAACUGUGUACAAGGAAAAGAGAGCGGCAAAAAGAUGAGGAUAAAGAAAAGGAAAUUGUAUCGGAAGACACCCCAGCAAGUCUCGAGUUGCUUGUCAAUUUUCAUAACCUGUUAGUAUCCUUGGAUCAACUUCAGUCCAGCUUCGUGGUUAAUCCAGAAAAAUAUACUGAUGGAGAACUUGCAAUUCCACCCAGGAGACUGGUGCACACACUCCGGCAGCUCAAUCCAAUGUAUGAAGGAUAUCUGCAACAUGAUGCACAAGAGGUGCUUCAGUGCAUGCUGGGAUAUAUCCAGGAAGCCUGUGAUGCUUUAAAAGCAGAAUACAAGGUUGCUGAAAAAUCUACAGAUAACUGUGACUCUCCAGUGGCAUCCGGUGUAGUUAAUGAAGCAGGUGAAUGCAGCGUGUUACCAAAAAGCAUCAAAACUGAGGAAGAUGAUGUACAAGAAAAUGGCAAUAGAUGUGGUGGGGAUUCCCCUGCCGAAGGAAAAGGCAACGGAAAGCGAAAAAACGAGUCAGAUAUUGGAAAUCCUAAAAAGAAAUCAAAAUCUCAUAAAAUGCAGAAGUUGCCAGUAGACAAUAAGCACUUCACGAGAUCAAAAAGGAAAUCCCUCAAUGAAAAUAUGGAGGAGAAUGAAAGUGAAUCUGACGGAAAUGGUGAAAAUGCAUCAGCAAAGCCUGCCAAGAAAACCAAGCGGCCUAAAUUGGGGUGGCUAAAGACCUCCAGCAAGCAGCCCACUAUUUUCUCCAGGUUCCGUAGUGUGGGAAAGUUAACGACAAAUAAUGGGAAUAAACCACAAGAGAAGGAAGUCACGCAGAAAGAGGCUUCGCCAGAAAUGGCAGCUACAGAUACAGAAAAUACCAAGAAACUGAGCUCUUUACCUGAUUCAGCUGCUAAGUCGGAAGAAAAAAAACCAAGUGAAGAGGAGCUCCAUUUUAAUCUGCUGCAGAGGUUAUUUCAGGGCCAGCUGGUCCUCCGGACGCGGUGCUUGGAGUGCGAGUGCUACACUGAACGCAGAGAGGACUUCCAAGACAUCAGCGUCCCAGUGCAGGAGAACGAGUCGCACACAGUCCAGGACAUUUCUGAAAUUUCUCCUGAUCCCAAGAUGGAAUUAAAGACCCUCAAAUGGGCCAUCUCACAAUUUGCAUCUGUGGAAAGGAUCGUUGGGGAAGACAAGUAUUUUUGUGAGACCUGCCACCACUACACGGAAGCUGAACGAAGCCUUCUGUUUGACAAGACGCCCGAAAUCGUAACCAUUCAUCUCAAGUGCUUUGCUGCCAACACCUCUGAGUUUGAUCCUUACGCUGGCCUGUCCAAAGUGAACACUCCAUUGCAGACCCCACUACUACUGUCCCUGGACGAGUGGUGCACAAAGCCAUCGAAACAGCACUAUGAACUGUUUGCUGUUGUGAUGCACAGCGGAGUCACCAUCAGCAGCGGUCACUACACAACGUACGUCAAAAUGAUGGACCUGCAGAACCUUACCAAGGAUAACGAAGGCUCUGUCAGGCUGGAGCCGCUGGACGAGAGGGAGGCAAGAUCAUUUGACCCUCAGGACUACGAUGAUGGAGAGGUCUCGUUCAGCACAAACAGCAACUCCCACAACACCUCGAGCAAAGGCAACGCUAAGAAGUCAUCUGACAGCAUUGGACUGCUGGGUGGCCAGAGAAGCAUCUCCAGCUUUGAAAUGGGUGGCACCAAAGUGGUCAACCCUGAGAAGCAAAUGGGAGUAACGACCGAAGCCGAACACGUGGGACAGAACGUUACUAAUGGACUUGUGGACGACGCAUCAGAGUCGAAUAAAGAAGACGUCACUGCACACACAAGCAGCACUCCUGCCGACUGCGCCGAGCGGCCAUCUCACUGCAGUCUUACGGAUUACGAGGGCAGAUGGUUGCUGUUUGACGACUCUGAGGUAAGACUUGUUGAGGAGGGGGAAUUUCUAAGUUCAUGCUCCCCCAUCUCCAACUCGACAUCCACACCGUAUCUCCUCUUCUACAAGAAGAGCUCGCCGUGUUGAGUGCCACCUGCUGCUCGUUCUUGUGUUUGAACUCCUCUUUUCUGUACAGCACCUUGGCACUUAACCCGUGCAAUUUACUCAAAUCUUUACUAUUCAUGUAGUAAAAUAAAAAAAGUAAGCUAAUUCAAAAUUAAACUCCUCACGUGCACUAUCAUAGCCUGCUUCUGGUUUAAUGUACAGUUCAGUGCAUUUUUAUUGUAUAAAAUGAAUUUAUUUUUUGAUGAUAUUAGAAUGAUUGUGUAAGGACAAAAUUUAAUACCCAAGUUCCAUAUAAUAAAUUUAUUUUGCCUCUUUA